Messenger RNA from Acaulospora colombiana, 441 nucleotides. The record is from the annotation of a GenBank genome assembly. Lineage: Eukaryota; Fungi; Glomeromycota; Glomeromycetes; Diversisporales; Acaulosporaceae.
AUGCCAAAAGCAUGUGAAAUAGAAUUUGAUGAGUUUGUCAAUCGUUCAGAAGAGAAGAUCGGCACGAAAACUCCUAAUGGGUUCUUCGUGUAUCGACGCAUAUUUACAAAGGAGGUCUCGAGACUUAGACUUGAUCAUAAGCUGAAUAUGACCAACGUGUCAAAAAUGGCAAGUUGGAAAUGGCGUAACGAGGAUGUGAAGGUCCGUGAAGAGUACAGACAAGUUGCAUCAUCAAUAAUCGGAACAAAAAUCAAGAAUCGCGAACGCGAGCUACCAAAGAUCUUUUAUAAAAAAUUCAUUCCGUAUGUCCCGCGGGAACCUCUCCCUCCUCCUGUAGAUAUUAAUCAGCAAGGAGUCAUAGAUGAGGAAUUAGCGAGAGGUUUAUAUGAGUGGUAUUCCAGAGACAAUAUUUUUGAAGAGUUCUUUGGAAAUUUUCAAUAG